Molecule: messenger RNA, 1213 nt
Organism: Passer domesticus (house sparrow)
Lineage: Eukaryota; Metazoa; Chordata; Aves; Passeriformes; Passeridae
Gene: GADD45B
Product: growth arrest and DNA damage inducible beta
Exons: 4
Coding region: 133-600 (155 amino acids)
Biological process (GO): regulation of cell cycle
Cellular component (GO): nucleus; cytoplasm
Source: RefSeq, a predicted model, not a curated record
UCGCGCUGGAGCGGCGGCGGGAGCGGAGCGGGACCGGGAGUCGCGAUAGCGCCGCGAUAGCGCCGCGAUAGCCGCGCUCGGGAUUAUUGCUCGUGGAGUUUGCCUCCUUCUCCUGCGGAUUACAAUUGCACCAUGACCCUGGAGGAGCUGGUGCCUUGCGACAGCAGCAAGAUGCAGGCGGUGAGCGAGGCGGUGGAGCGGGUGCUGGUGGCGGCGCAGCGGCAGGACCGCCUCACCGUGGGGGUCUACGAGUCGGCCAAGCUGAUGAAUGUGGACCCCGACAGCGUGGUGCUGUGCGUGCUGGCCACCGACGAGGAGGACGAAGGUGACAUCGCGCUGCAGAUCCACUUCACGCUCAUCCAGGCGUUCUGCUGCGACAACGACAUCCACAUCCUGCGCGUGUCGGGCAUGCAGCGCCUCGCUGCCAUCCUGGGCGAGCCCGAGCCGGGCUCGGAGCCCCGCGACCUGCACUGCCUGCUGGUCACGAACCCGCACACGGACGCGUGGAAGAGUCAGGGCUUGGCGGAGGUGGCGAGUUACUGCGCCGAGAGCCGCGACAGGAACCAGUGGGUGCCGUUCGUGUGUCUGCAGGAGCGCUGAGCCCCUGCGGCCCCUUCCCGGCUGGACUCGGAGGAUUGAAAACCUUAAAAAAAAAAAAAACAAAACCCAACACAAAACAGCAGGGAAAAAAAAAAAAGAAGGAGGAACAGCCAGUUCCAACCCACAACGCCCAAAACCCACCGAUUUUAUUUUUCUUUUGAACCGGAGAGGAGGAGGAGGAAGGGGGAGCGCGGCUGCUGCGGUGGGAAUGGAGGGGGACACUGGCCGGAGCCCGGCGGGAGCGCUGGAUGGACACUGGCCGGAGCCCGGGUGGACACUGGACACUGGCCGGAGCCCGGGUGGACGCUGGCCGGAGCCGCCGGCCGAGGAGCUGUGCUGGAGCGUGGACCGGAGCGCGGGGAGUGACCCCGGAGCUGGAAACUGUCGCGAUUUUUGGCAGCUGGGACCCGAUGGAGGCGAGGACUGCAGAGGGGUGGAUUUUUAAUUUUUUUUUUUGGUGCAAAAACUGCUUUUUCCAAGGAAUUAUGGACGUCUGCACAGAUGAACUUUUGCUGCUUUUGCACUUGGAGCCCCUGAGCUGAACCUUUUCCAGAGUUUAUUCUUCUACCGAGCGAGGAACUAAAUUUAUUUGCAAUAAAAUGUCUGACGUUCC